AUGUGGAAAAAGAAAAGGAAGCCCGAUAUUACCCAUCAUCCAAGUGUUUUCCCCAAGUUCGAACACAUGGAUGGGGUGAAGAAGCCGAGGAAAUGUACAUCUACAGCAAGAUACGACUUUACAAUCUCGGCUGAAGAAAUGAAGCGUCGUACAGUACAAGAUAUUGUUGCUUCAACAAUCGAAUCGAGUAAACAGUUGUCUGUGAAGCCAAACAAAGUCGAGGAGGUAGGAUAACAUUGGGUUGUCGUUUUUAAUAGUGGUAUGUGAGAUAGUUUUGAUGUGUAACUUAACGUGAUCUGAUUUUUACACGGCUUUAGAAUGUUUUUACUUAAUACUGAUAUAUUUAUUAACUGUUUUGGUAACAUUUUCUUGUUUCAGAUCAGAAAAUGGCUGUGUUAUGAACAACCUCGGCUUCGUGUGUUGUUGUUAACUGGACCUUCUGGAUGUGGAAAGUUCACAACACUCAACGUUCUUUGUAAAGAAAACAACAUUGACAUUGUCGAGUAUGUGGAGAAUCAACAUCUGUCCAAGUUUGUUAAGGAAGAUGGAGUUGAACUGGUGGAAGCAAAUCAAGUGACAGCAUUUGAGGACUAUCUUAUCCAUGGCUCUAGACGAUGUUUAGGACAGCCAAGGAGAAAGAAGAUUGUUUUGGUCAGGGAGGUACCUAAUGUUUUUGUUUUGUAAGUUUCCUUUACGGACUUAUGUUGUAAUACAAUAUUAAUGCUUUUCAAUGUAUAGAAUUAUAAAUUAAAAUAUGGAUUCUAGGAAACCUGAUAAACUGACAAAGCUGCUGGCAGAACUUCCACAAUCUUGUAAAACUUCGGUUGUCUUUUGUUUGACUCAAGUCGACGGUAAUUGGAAUCUGAACCCAAGGAGAUUCUCUUCAGCAAUUCCAUCUAUAAUUCCAAUGACUCAAGUUGUUUUGAAUCCCAUCGACAAGUUUAAAAUUACUAACAUAUUAAAACAACUGUCGGGAACGUUUGGGUACAAUGCUGAUCAGAAGUUGUUGGAUGCUGUGAAGGAUAAGGCGAGAGGUAGAUUUUAAACUUUUUUGUAGACUUGUCUUUUUUAAGUCUGGUUUUAUAUAAAACAACAUAAAAUCUAUUGUUUCAGGAGACAUAAACUCGGCUUUAAACUUCAUUGAGCUGUCACGAAAUCAAGGAAAGGCUGAUAUGUGUGAGAUUCUUCAUUCGUCUGACCUAAAGUCUGAUAUUUUUCAUUUCCUUGGGAAAGUAAUGUAUGCAAAGCGAGAGACAGUAGAAGAUAACAUAAAAAGGCAGGAGAUAGAAGAAACAGUGAAAGAAAAGUACAGAAGGAUCGUUCCGCCAACCCAUACGCUUCAAGAACUUUUGGAUCUGAAUCCGCUCCAAAGCCAUACUGUAAAUUGUUUUAUAGUUUUGAUAUUACAGUUUUUUUAUUUAUUGUAUUAAGUUUUCUAAUGUUUUUUAUGUUUAGUUUGAAGUACUUUACAUGUUUUAGGUAUUUAAGCAUUACUAUUACAUAUAUUUAUAUUUUUAGCUAGUGAACUACGUUGCACAUUAUAAGAUGAUGUUGGUAAAGGACGUCCAUGCUUGUGCCAAUAUGUAUAGAGACUUGUGUAUAGCUGAUAGAUUGGGCACUUACUAUGACACUGUAAACGAAGGUUUUAUGGAACAGUACGCGCAAAAGGUAAGAGAAAACAAGUUCGGUUUUGUUUUAGUUAUAUUUGUUUUGAUUUAUAUUUUUUUAAUGAGUAAUAAAAUACAUUCUAUGUCAUAAUAACUUCGUCUUUCUACCACUCUGCUGGAAAGGUUGUCCCUGUAGGGCUGAUGUCCUUCUCGAAGCCUCCAGUACCAUCUAAGGAAAGAUUGAAGGAACGAAUUCUAGAAGUCAAUAGAGUCUACCCGACUAAAUCUUCCACUGAUCUACUCACUAGGUAUGGUAGAUCCUUAUUUUAUAAUAUAAAAUUUUAUAUUGUAACAUUUUUGUGUAUAUUAGUAAAAGUGAUUACCAUUGCUUUAAUGGAUAUUUGUUUUUAGUUAUUUCCCUUUGCUGUCGCUUAUGCCAUCGAAGGGAACACUGCAAGAAACGUCACUAAUGAAGAACCUCAAAUAA
Messenger RNA from Bursaphelenchus okinawaensis, 2094 nucleotides. The record is from the annotation of a GenBank genome assembly. Lineage: Eukaryota; Metazoa; Nematoda; Chromadorea; Rhabditida; Aphelenchoididae.